This is a messenger RNA of Aspergillus steynii IBT 23096, 2019 nucleotides long. Its product is annotated as KRI1 family protein. The transcript has 2 exons. Bases 66 to 1913 code for a protein of 615 amino acids. The record is from RefSeq and is a predicted model, not a curated record. Gene Ontology annotation, biological process: endonucleolytic cleavage in ITS1 to separate SSU-rRNA from 5.8S rRNA and LSU-rRNA from tricistronic rRNA transcript (SSU-rRNA, 5.8S rRNA, LSU-rRNA). Gene Ontology annotation, cellular component: nucleolus; 90S preribosome. Lineage: Eukaryota; Fungi; Ascomycota; Eurotiomycetes; Eurotiales; Aspergillaceae.
UACCAGUCGGUUUCAUACACAAAGGCAACUACCAUUAAUUAGGUUUUGCUUUUCUCACAGCAGCUAUGGAACCUCCAGCUAAGAAGUCGCGCAAGCUCCUCGAUGAUGACAGCUCCAGUGACACUGGAGACGAGUCUGGCGGAGUCCCAAUCAACAACCAGUCCAACGGCUUCAAUUUCAAAAUCAACGAAGAUUACGCCCGUCGCUUUGAGCACAACAAGAAGCGCGAAGAAAUCCAGAAACUGGAAGCAAAAGUAGGCAAAGAUUCGAAACGCCGCGGAGAUGGAUCGGGCUCAGAGGAAGAGUCCUCAUCCGAAGAGGAAGACGAGGAUGGAGAACUGGCAACCACUGCACUUGAUGAAGAGAUCAUGGCAACCUUGAAAGCGAUUCGAUCAAAGGACCCGCGUGUUUACGACAAGGACGUUCAAUUCUACGCCGAAGAAGAUGCCGCUACCAAACCAGAGGAUGCGGAGAAGGAGAAGAAACCGAAAUCGAUGACCCUUCGAGAUUAUCACCGCGAGAACCUUCUUAGUGGCAACCCUCUUCCAGAGGAUGACACCUCCGAUGCCCCUAGAACAUAUGCCCAGGAACAAGAAGACCUGAAGAAGUCGAUUGUCCAGCAAAUGCACGCUGCGGCCGAUGGUGAAGACCGCCCUUCUGACAAUGACGAUGAGGAGAAUGAAGACUUCCUUGUGCGGAAGUCCGCACCAGAGCCAGCCUCGGCAUCCAAGAAGGACGCCAAGCUAGACAUUGAAAACGCGGACAAAGAUCCGGAAAAUUUCCUUUCAAACUUUCUUUCGGCGAGGGCUUGGAUCCCAGCAGACAGAGUCAACAUGCAGCCUUUUGAGUCCGAUGACGAGGAGGAAGAUGCGCGGGCGGAGGCUUUCGAGGAAGCAUACAAUUUCCGCUUCGAGGACCCCAGCAAGAUCAAUACCCAGCUGAUUACUCACUCCCGUGACACGACAAACCAACAAUCGGUCCGUCGAGAGGACAAGAGCGGCAGAAAGAAAAUUAGAGAUGCUGAACGGCAGAGAAAGGAGGAGGAAAAGAAACAGCGGGAGACCGAAAAGAACCGGCUACGCAAACUCAAGACGGAAGAGCUCCAAGAGAAAGUCAACAAGGUCAAGGAGGUUGCAGGACUUCGCGCAUCUCAGUUUACCGAUGAGGACUGGGCUAAGUUCUUGGAUGGUGCUUGGGAUGACAAGGACUGGGAAAAAGAAAUGCAGAAGAACUUCGGCGAGGAAUACUACGCGGAGGGCGACGAUCUCGGCGGUGAUGGCGAGGGCAAGAAAAAGCAUCCUAAGAAGCCCACCUGGGAUGAUGACAUCGAUAUCACCGAUCUUGUCCCGGAUUUCGACGACGAAGGAAAACCCGCAUUGGACGCAUCGGAUGCCGAAAUGGAGGACGCCGAUGACGCCGACGAAGGCAGCUCUAAGAACAAGAAGAGCAAGGCCCAAGAAAAACGGGACCAGAAGCGCGAGGCUCGCAAGGAUAAACUUCGCAUCGACGAGGCCGUCGACCGCAAUUUGGACCUUGAUGUCGCCCUUCUUCCGGGAGCGAGCAAGAAGAACACCGGUCCUUUCCGCUACCGAGAAACGUCACCACAGAGCUUUGGAUUGACCGCCCGGGAUAUCCUCAUGGCCGACGACACGCACCUUAAUCAGUUCGCCGGUCUGAAGAAGCUUGCAUCAUUCCGUGACGAGGAAAAGAAGAGCAAGGACCAGAGGAAACUGGGCAAGAAGGCUCGGUUGAGGCAAUGGCGCAAGGAUACUUUCGGUACCGAAGAUGGGCCUGAGUUCUCCUUCGGUGGUGAUAAGAUUCCUGAAAAAGACGAUGCUGCCGAGGCAGACAACGUUGAUAUCCGAGAAGGGGAGCCGCGAAAGAAGAAGAGAAAGAGAUCUAAGAAGAACUAAGGCUGGCGAGGGUUGUUUCGGCUCGUGCAUGUGUCUAGGUUGUAAAAAAAUGCGUUUUGAGGCGCUUGAAUUGUCUAUAAUGAACUGUUCUGAGAUCCAAUUAUCU